AUGACAGCUCUUACGACAGCAAAGUUCCUUACUGAUCGCGUAGCCAUUGUGUCUGCCUCAACAAAGGGUAUUGGCUUCGCCAUCGCGAAGCGACUGGGAGCUGACGGAGCGUCUGUGAUCGUCAGUAGCAGGAAGUCGAAAAAUGUCGAGGACGCCGUUUGUGCCCUACGAAUGGAAGGUAUUGACGCCGCAGGAAUACCGGCUCAUGUCGGGGUUAAAGAGGACAGGAAGAAACUUAUAGAUUUUGCCAUCGAUAGAUAUGGCAAACUCGACAUUCUGGUUUCCAAUGCAGCCGUCAAUCCUCAUUUUGGUGAUAUUAUGAGCAUUUCUGAUUCGCAAUGGGACAAGCUUCUUCAGAUCAAUGUGAGGUUUUCUGCGAUUUUUUCACACCAUUUGAAAGCUUCACGU
Ostertagia ostertagi is the source of this 408-nucleotide messenger RNA. The record is from the annotation of a GenBank genome assembly. NCBI's taxonomy places the organism in Eukaryota, Metazoa, Nematoda, Chromadorea, Rhabditida, Trichostrongylidae.